AUGGACGUCGCCCGUGUGUCCCAGGAGCUGCGCGAGUGGUUUGCCCGGCGCUGGAGGCGUGCUGCUAGAGCUGGAGGUUCUUCGGCUACUAAGGGUGCUGGUGUCGCGGGUCCCGGAGGUGCUCGUACUGGGAGUACUGGAGCUGCUGGGCCUGCGGGUACGACUGGAGCUGGAGCUGCGGAGGGUGUUGGCGCUAAGGCUACUGCUGUCAGUCCUGGAGGCGGUCCUGCUGGGGGUGCUAUUGGUGCUGCUAAAGGUCCUGGAGCUACUGGAGCUGCUGGGGGUGCUGGAGCUGGAGGUGCUGCUGGCACUGGUGCUACCACUGAGUGUACUGGUGCUGUCCCUGCUGUGUCUGGAGUCGCCGCGCGACAACGGCCGUACUUCGUUCCGCUCCUUCAGCAAGUUCUUGGUCUUCCGCCUUCUACUGGUCCUCCUCCUCCCUUAGAGUGA
Closterium sp. NIES-65 is the source of this 450-nucleotide messenger RNA. NCBI's taxonomy places the organism in Eukaryota, Viridiplantae, Streptophyta, Zygnematophyceae, Desmidiales, Closteriaceae. The record is from the annotation of a GenBank genome assembly.